UUUGUUUCCGGUUGCGUCUCUUAUGUGAAACACACACUCAGCUGCAGUCAAGUUUAGCAGCUCAAGUCUGCUGCUAACGACGAGUUUGGAUUUACACACGUUAAUAAGCCCCUAAAUUUGACUGCGUGUGUAAAAAAGAAGAUAACGUGUACUUGGCGAUGUAAACAAACUAAGGUUAGUCUGAGAAGAAUCGCUUCUGGCAAGAGAGAAAUGUCUGGAUGAAGAGGAGAGAGAGAGUUUAUCGCCACUAAACUGCAGGUUUCUGUAAUGACUGGUUAAUGUGUGUACAAUGGAGUCGAAGGCACAGGUUUUAUAUGAUUUUGCGGCAGAGCCGGGGAAUAAUGAGUUGUCGGUUCACGAGGGUGAGACAAUCAUAAUAACCAAUCAGAACAUUGGUGGAGGAUGGAUCGAGGCAAGAAACUCCAGAGGAGAAGUCGGAUUGGUACCAGAGGACUAUAUAGAGAUUAACCAGGCUCAGCCUUUAACCUCUGGAGGAAAUGCAGCCCCUCUCGAUCUCUCAUUUUUCGACAGUCACGUGCCGACCCCAGCCAGCACUGCACAGGUGGAUGUAGCUCAACCGGAAAGCCCAGUCACCCCAGUUACCCCAGGCUUCACCUCUACCUCACCUGAUGAGACAAGUAACGGAAAUGACCCGUGGGCAGUGUUUGACAAUAAUGCCUCUGGGGGGUUUUCUAAUAACUGGGCAGCUCAGCCAGAGGGCACAGAGACGGGGAAAACCAGCAACAACAAUGCAUGGCAAUCUGGGGGACAUGGGCAUCCACAGGCCUACCAGGGUCCAGACAUUUACCCUUACCCGUGUCUUGAUCUCUCAGGUGCAGAAGAUGAUGAGUGGGACGAGGAGUGGGAUGACAUGAAGUCAUCAGGCGGCUAUGCUGAGUCUGAGGCUGGAGAGGGCGGAGCUAUGAAUAGAGGCGGAGCUCACGGUUCAUCUAUGAAAAUUGCUCUCAAUAAGUUUCCAGGCUUCUCCAAAUCCGGCCCUGAAUUGUACCUGCUGUCCAAACAGCAAACCAAAGGAAACAAGUUGUCUGUUUAUAGCGGUGAAGUCGGGCCAGUUUGGGCGUAUCCAGACUAUCAACUAGACUGUGUUGUCGCUGACCCUAAAAAGGGCUCCAAAAUGUAUGGCCUCAAGAGUUACAUUGAGUACCAAGUCAUGCCUACCACCACAAACAAGCCUGUCAAUCACAGAUACAAGCACUUCGAUUGGUUAUAUGAAAGACUUUUGGAUAAAUUUGGGUCAGCGAUUCCAAUCCCCUGCCUGCCUGAUAAACAGGUGACAGGUCGAUUUGAGGAGGAGUUUAUAAAAAUGCGAAUGGAGAGGCUUCAGGGUUGGAUGUCUCGAAUGUGCCGACAUCCGGUGAUCUCUAGCAGUGAAGUCUUCCAGCUCUUUCUGUCCUACAAAGAUGAGAAGGACUGGAAAACUGGAAAGAGAAAAGCAGAAAAAGAUGAGACCGUCGGAGUAAUGAUUUUCUCAACAAUAGAACCUGAAGGGCUGCCAGACAUGGACCUGAUUGAAGUAGAGCAGAAGUGUGAGCAGUUCAGCCGCUUUACCAAGGCAAUGGACGACGGUGUGAAAGACUUGCUGACUGUAGGAAAUGAACACUGGAAGCGCUGCACAGGCCCACUUCCAAAGGAAUAUCAGCGGAUUGGCAAAGCUUUCCAGAACCUGUCCUCAGUGUUCACCACAAGUGGAUAUGAAGGAGAAGGAACGCUCACCGAUGCAAUGACUGCAGCAGGAAAAACCUAUGAAGAGAUCGCUCAGAUGGUUGCAGAGCAGCCAAAGAAAGACCUUCAUUUCCUGAUGGAAACGAACAAUGAGUACAAAGGUCUGCUGGGAUGCUUUCCUGACACUAUUGGAGUUCACAAGGCUGCUAUAGAGAAGGUAAAGGAAGGAGAUAAACUGGUGACCGCUGGUAAAAUCACCUCCUCAGACAAGACCACCAUGGGCAAACGUGCCAGCACCAUGUCAUACGCUCUACAAGCCGAAAUGAACCACUUCCACAACAAUCGCAUCUAUGACUACAACAGAGUGAUGCAGCAGUAUCUGGAGGAGCAAGUCAAAUUCUACGAGAUGAUUGCUGAGAAGCUGCGGCAAGCUCACAGUCAGUUCACGACUAUGUAACGUCCGUCCAGAAGCUGCCUCAUUUCUCUCUUCCUCUUACAUGAUUAUUCACUCUCUUUCUAUUCCUGUUAUCUGUGUCAUGAUGUCAGUGCCAUACAAAUACCAGGCCAAAGAUAAACCAGUGUCCUGUGUGCAGACUGGCCCAGCUCCGGUGUUUUAAAAACAAAAAGCAGCUACAGAUUGUCUAAAAAAAGUUAAUAAAUCUGAUUAUAAGAGGGCUAUAAUUAUUAUAAUCAUCAAGGUGUUGAUUUAGAUGAUCCGCAUCUGUUAUUAAGACCCUCUCACUUAUGUAGGACUUUUAUAUAAUGAUCUAAACAUAUAGCGGAUUGUUUGAACUCAUUGGCCAGCAGAGUUUCAUUGUGCCUUCUUUUGUAUAGAGCCUGCAAAACAACAACAUGCUUUUUUAUCCCGUGCACUUUACUGUGGCCUUUCAGAUGCAUCAUUCUGUUUGUAUUUGGCAACCGCAGUGUCCUUCAUCAGAGGGUUUUGCGGAUGAAACAGGAGGGCUGGUCCUUUUUCCCCCCAGAAGAGACAUUCAGAUGUUAUUUUUCUCGCUCCCCAAAGCCAGAUUACAGACAUGCUUCCACCUCAGUGCAAUUAUCACCAAUUUCUUAUCCUGUAAAAGUGAAUUAUACGUAUAGAUGCAUGUUUUCCAGUUGUUCGUAUAUAUAUAUUUUUUAUGUAAAGCAGUGUUUGCAAGUUUUUUGCACACAGAAUGACAAAUACGAUUGAGAUUAUGAUUUAAUAAAUACUGAUUUGUAUACCAUGCAA
Danio aesculapii is the source of this 2911-nucleotide messenger RNA. RefSeq names its product sorting nexin 9b (gene snx9b). Lineage: Eukaryota; Metazoa; Chordata; Actinopteri; Cypriniformes; Danionidae. Gene Ontology annotation, biological process: endosomal transport; mitotic cell cycle; endocytosis. The record is from RefSeq and is a predicted model, not a curated record. The transcript has 20 exons. Gene Ontology annotation, molecular function: protein binding; phosphatidylinositol binding. Bases 290 to 2140 code for a protein of 616 amino acids. Gene Ontology annotation, cellular component: cytoplasmic vesicle; plasma membrane.